UAAAAAUUGCAAAAUAAUAAAAAAUUAUAUCUUUCAUUUAAAAAAAAAUUUCUGAAUAUUUUUAUUUUUUGUAAUAGAUUUUAAUAAUUAAAAUUUAAAAAUAGUUUUAAAAUUAAUAUAAAUUAUAUAUACAAAAUGCAAAAAUUAUAUAUGCAUGUAAAAUUUCGCAAUUUAACAUAAAUAAUAUUUUAUAUUGAUAUCAUCAGUUUUUUUGAAUAAUAGAAAUAUUAAAACAAAAUUCAAAUUAUUUUUUGAUUAUAAAAUUCAAAUUGUACUAUAAUUUAGAUCAAACUCAAAUGAGAUCAAAUUCAAAUUUAACAUGAAUUUAGAUCUAUCUAUCUUGUAUUUUGUCUAUGACAUUAUAUCUGUUGCAAUAGUAGCAAUCUUAAGAUAUAUAAAGCAAAUAUUUUAUUUGUUAAAUUCCAUAUAUAAUUAAAAAUGUAUAAUCGAUUUUAUUUAAAUUUUGUUACUUUUAUAACUAAAUUUUAUUCUAAUGUUUCUAUUCAACAUAUACAUAAAGUUAAAAUUUCACAAUUUAAAAUUCCUAUGCAAGUACAUGUACGAAAUUAUUGUAAAGAAAAUCCAAGUAAAGUGAUAUGUGAACAUUAUAACAAAUUAAAUGAAGAAGAAUUAAAAACACUUCUAGAAGAUCCAAAAUAUAAAGCUAUUUACGAUAGAUAUAAUUUAGAAUUGGAAUACAUAAAGUAUAAUACAGGAAAAGUACCUAAAACAUUAACAUCAACUAAUUGGUUACAUUUACUAAAAUCAUCAACAAAAGGACAAAGAAGAUCUUAUAUAGAAUUUCUUUGGAAAAUAGAAAUGAAACAAAAAAAUCGACUAGAAAAAAAGUUAUUACAAAAUGAAAAAGAAAAAGAAGUUAAAACGGAUGAUCGAUAUGGAAUAGGCAAUUCAUUAUUUUUUCGCAUACGUGACAAAACAAUGAAUGAGUUUUAUAAUAGCAAGUUGAUAAGUGCUAUGUUACAUGAACCAAUAAUAGUAUAUGAUCUUGGAUAUGAUGAAUAUAUGGAACCAUUUGAACGAGAAAAUUGUGCAAAACAAUUAUUAUUAUCUUUCUCAACAAAUCGAAUACAUGAGGAACCUUUUAAUCUUUAUUUUUGUAAUGUGAACAAUAAUAGUUCUAUUAUGCAAAAAUUGCAUAAAUUAAUACCACAGAUAUAUGAACCACAUUUUCCAUUAAAUAUUACUUCAAAAUCUUAUUUAGAAAUAUUUGAUAAAAAGCAAUUGGUAUAUCUUACUCCUAAUGCUAAAACAGUUUUAAAAAAAUUUGAUCCAAAUCUAAUAUAUAUAAUUGGUGGAAUAGUAGAUAAGAAAAAUAGUAAACCAUAUUCAUUUCAAAAAGCUAAUAAAGAAGGUAUUAAAAUGAUGAAGUUACCCUUAAGUGAGACGUUAGAAUGGGGAACAGGAUCUUCAAAAAAUCUUCCUAUCAAUCAAGUUCUUUCUGUCAUGUUAGAAUUAAAACGGACUAAGGAUUGGAACACAGCAUUAAAUGUUAUACCUAAACGGAAAUUAAAGCAAAACAGAGAUGAGGAACAAAGAAAAAGAGAAACAAUGUUAUUAAAUUAUACAUAGAAAUUCUAGAAUUUAGCAUAAAUAUGUAAAUUAAAAUUAAUAAUAUGUAUUAAAUAUAUUAUUAUAUAUUUUAAUUUUAAUAUAAUUUUAAGUUAAUUUCUAAAUUAAUUAUAAUUAUGAUACAAGAAAUAAUAUUUUAGAAUUUAAAAUUAAAAUUUUGAUUUAUUGUUUUAAAAAAAUUUUUUUUAUUAAUAAAACUUCAAAAAGAUAAAUAAAAAAAAA
Molecule: messenger RNA, 1812 nt
Organism: Apis cerana (Asiatic honeybee)
Lineage: Eukaryota; Metazoa; Arthropoda; Insecta; Hymenoptera; Apidae
Gene: rswl
Product: tRNA methyltransferase roswell
Biological process (GO): mitochondrial tRNA 5'-end processing; positive regulation of mitochondrial translation
Cellular component (GO): nucleus; nucleoplasm; mitochondrion
Molecular function (GO): tRNA binding
Source: RefSeq, a predicted model, not a curated record